Molecule: messenger RNA, 1202 nt
Organism: Erigeron canadensis
Lineage: Eukaryota; Viridiplantae; Streptophyta; Magnoliopsida; Asterales; Asteraceae
Product: epoxide hydrolase A-like
Exons: 4
Coding region: 147-1091 (314 amino acids)
Molecular function (GO): hydrolase activity
Source: RefSeq, a predicted model, not a curated record
GAAUCUAACAGAAGGGUAUCCUAUGACUGGCCAUUUUUAAAACCAUCUCUCUAACACUAGAUUUCUACAUCAGAUCACUCUUUAAUGUCCAUAACAACCCACAAUUGAAGAGAGAAAAAGCAGUUAGUUAAUUAGUUAGUUAGUUAAUGGAUGAAAUAGUGCACAAGUAUGUGGAAGUCAACGGACUGAAGCUUCACUUAGCCGAGAUGGGUAGCCAGUCAUCUCCGGCAGUUGUGUUCCUUCAUGGUUUCCCUGAGAUAUGGUACAGUUGGCGCCACCAGAUGAUCGCCCUCGCCAAUGCCGGUUACCGAGCUAUCGCUCUUGACUUUCGAGGCUAUGGACUCUCACAACCAUCUCCAGACAAUCACCAAUCUGGAUUUGCUGAUCUCGUUGAUGAUUUGCUCGCAAUCCUUGAUUCACUAGGCAUCCAUAAGAUUUCUGUAGUUGCCAAAGACUUUGGCGUUAGGCCAGCUUUCCUCUUUGCACUCCGCUACCCCACAAGAGUAGCCGUGGUGAUAUCACUUGGUGUACCACAUAGGUCCUUCAAACCUCGUACGUACCACAAAGAGCUGCCUGAAGGUUUCUAUAUCAAUAGAUGGAGGGAACCUGGAAGAGCCGAAGCUGAUUUUGGCCGUCUUGAUGUGAGAACAGUCCUGCGAAACAUAUACAUAUUGUUCUCUAGAAGUGAAAUUCCAAUUUCUGGUGAAAACCAGGAGAUUAUGGAUUUAGUCAACCCAUCUGCCCCUUUACCGUCGUGGUUCAUGGAGGAGGAUCUUUCGGCCUAUGAAGCCCUUUACCAAAAAACUGGUUUUCUUAAUCCACUUAAAGUUCCUUACAGGUCACCAGACGAAGAAUAUAACAUAGCAGAUCCUGUAAUCAGGAAUCCAAUGUUGUUAAUCAUAGGGUUGAUGGAUUAUUUUUUGAAGUUUCCGGGGGUGGAAGAUUUCCUAAAGAGUGGAAUGGUUACACAGUUUGCGACGGAUCUAGAGAUAGAAUACGUGCCGGAAGGAAGCCAUUUCAUUCAAGAACAGUUCCCUGACAAAGUAAACAAUCUAAUUCUCGGGUUCCUCCAUAAGCAUAGCUGCUCAUAAUCCCAUGGGUUCAACUCAUUCCCACUUCAAUUGGAUAAUGUAUGGUCGAUAAUAAGUCCCCAUAUACGUUGUUCAGAAACAAGGUCUCAUAAAAAGUUGCUUUAUUUACCA